Trichobilharzia regenti is the source of this 3198-nucleotide messenger RNA. The record is from the annotation of a GenBank genome assembly. Lineage: Eukaryota; Metazoa; Platyhelminthes; Trematoda; Strigeidida; Schistosomatidae.
CUCCCUCAUUUCACUACACACAGACAACCACGGACAUCAAUUCGACUGGGACAACGUUCAAAUAUUAGACAAAGGAAAUAACAAGAAUGCUAGAGAAUUUUUAGAAGCUUGGCAUUCCAGUGAAUCAUCAAUCAAUAGACACAUCGAGAUAGACAAAAUUUAUCAACCAAUAAGAAAGAAACUUCACACACGAUUGGCCAAAGUUCAAGUCACAGAAACAAUCAGUUCCAACACAAGUAACCUAGAAGGUGUGAAAACAUACAUAAACAACCAAUCACGUCCAAGGUCACCAGGAGGAAUGAUUAAUAAACUCGUGGAGAAACCUAAAAGCUCACUUCAAUUUGAAGUAUGCGCUGAAGAUGUCACCCAGUAAGGUGAUGAAAGCUUCGCAAACUAACUAUCCAGCUCAGAGAACAAAACCACAUCAAAAUUAUCCACCUGAGCUACAAAUCUUCUCUAUCAUGACUAACUAUGUGAUGUGACGAAAACAAAUGUUAGUGUAAACUCACUGGAGCAAGAAGAGUAUCGUUUAGCCGAACUUUUUCUAACUGAUGAUAAGUGACUUGUACCCGCACGCUUUAAAAAAUCUUGCUUAAUCACAAUACACGUCUUUCAAGGCACUCCGCCUUCUUCCUUCUCCGUCUGUGCAUGAUUGUCUGUUACAAUUGGUGUCGGAGGUGGGAUGUUCUGCAGUCAACAUGGAAACAUCAUCAGAUUAUGGCCUCCCCAAGCUGUUCCCAGAAGAAAGUAAAGUCACCACGCUCGACCAUACCCUAUAGGGCAUACUAAAAUUCUUCAGUCGUAGACAACUACCCGGGGAAAGUCCCCUAGAAUACUUCCAUGCCCUACAACUAAUGGCAUCUGGCGUAGACGAUAGCGCAGACUCCAACCACAGAGACCACCUGAUGAGGGCACGUUUCAUCGAAGGGGUCUUGCCCGGCGACCUCCGGACGCACCUACUGCGACACCGGAAGUUGAGAAGAUAAAUGGAUCUCUCCGUAUGUGCAUCGACUAUUGCAAUAUGAGAUCGAAGCAGUUGUCAAGAAUUUGCCAGUUUUCAGUCAUGGAUUUUGUUCUGCUGAACCCGGCAGCAUCGGCACGUGCGAAGUCAUCCUCGGAUAGGGCAUUGAGAACAUGGAGAAAGUGGUGGGCUAGUGAAGAGAUGCUGAGGAAUGCCUGAAUACGUUUCUUCCAUCGGGGGUAGUCUGAUGACAGUUGCAGCGCUGGAGGUCACAGUAGGCGUGGUGAUUUCACUUUCUUCUGGGAACAGCUUGGGGAGGCCAUAAUCUGAUGAUGUUUCCAUGUUGACUGCAGAACAUCCCACCUCCGUCACCAAUUGUAACAGACAAUCAUGCACAGACGGAGAAGGAAAAAGGCGGAGUGCCUUGAAAGACGUGUAUUGUGAUUAAGCAAGAUUUUUUAAAGCGUGAGGGUACAAGUCACUUAUCAUCAGUUAGAAAAAGUUCGGCUAAACGAUCCUCUUCUUGCUCCAGUGAGUUUACACUAGCAUUUGUUUCUGCAAAAGAAAAACUUAUUUAGUGGUAUUAUACUCCUUUUUGUCCCAUUACAACAUUGUCAUUUUUGUGUUGGUUUGGAUCUGUAGAUUGGUUUCCUGUCUGUCUUUACAGUUACUAGUAUUAUUAUAUGGUAUCCCAAAUGUUACGUAUAUUAUGUGUGAUAUCGUUCUAUGUGUAGAUGUGUCAUAUAUCAGCAAAAUCGGAAUACGAUCUGAACCACACUGUCUAUAACUUUUCGGAGACAAGCAGACUAGUCCGGUACGUUAUAAGUGUCGCAACUCAAAAAAAUUUACCAAAUGUUAUUGUACAAUCGUUCAGAAUAGCCUCGUGGUAACAAUACUUUUAUACAUGCAUGUAUAAUUAAAGACGAAUAAAUAAAUAAAAAUUUAUUUAAUCAGCUUAACAUAAGCCAUAGAAUUAACCUUCAUGUUAUCGCUAGCUUUUCCACUAAAACUAACCGUAAUUAAUGCAUAACUCUAGCCUGAUCCCAAACCCAAAUGCUAAACAUAACUUUAAGUGAAAUAAACCAGGAUAAAUCCGCUGGUUAUCUCGUAUAUAGGGUGAAUAAACAUGAUGCAGAAUGUGGAGUUAUCGUACUGCUUGUGAAGAGUUACUUGUUUGGGUGGAAUAGUCUGUUUAAGUACCGAUUCGCGGAUUGUUAUCUGUAUACAUGGAAGAUUUAAGGCACGAAAAGUGAAAUAUCAAUUCACCCAAUUAUGCGUUUAUAUUUACUGGAAUUUUGUGAUGUAUCACUAGAACUGGGGUCGCAUAUGCUGGUAUUAGGAAUGAAAGUUUUCGUUGAGAAAACAUUGGGUGGCACAAAUACCUGUACUAGAUGUCGAUAAUCCUGUUUCAUUGUCUAAAUUUGUUCUCGUACUUGUAUGAUUAAGUAUAUGUUUUACCUUUUCAGUGCCUUCCGAUGUUUCAGAUACUAUGUUAAUUGACCUUGUUUGAUGGUGAUAAACAUCAUUUGUUCGAAACUUAAAGUUACUUACUUGCGAUAGAGUAAAGACUAUGGAGGAGGAGUUUACUGCCACCAUGAAAAAGUAUGAAACUGUCUUGGAAUGCGUAGAUCAGAAACUCGCAUCGAUAAUUGCUGCUGAUCGAUUUCUUAAUGAUCUUAUUCCAAAGUCAAAAGAGCUAGAAAAUGACGUCUUACACCUACCAUCAAACAAAGAUGUUAUGAACACUAUCGAAAUUCAUUUUGGACGUGCUAUGCGCUUAACUCUACUACGAGGGGAUGGUGUAAGAUUGCCUUUAGUAGUUCCUGUCGAUGCUCGCGUUUUAGAAUUACGUUGGGCAGUGCAAGAAGCCAUUUCAUCUUAUAUGAAUCAUAUAUCAAAUUUACCAGAAGCAAAUCAUAAAGGUGGUUUUACUGAUAAUACCUCUUCACAAAGGCGUAUUUCUGCUAAAUCUAUCAGCUGGCGAAGUAUUUGGAAAACAAAAUGUUUAGCUGUUGUAAACCCAAAUGGUGUAUUUCCUCCUGAAGGUCUUCCAACUAUCACUGCUAGACUGGAUGUAUUAACCAACAAAUUGUCGGAGCACUACCAAAUUCGUAAUGGAGCAAUUAUUACCUUUGCUCCUCGACUUCAUCGGAAAUGAAUAUUUGUGUGUAUGACUUCAGAUAUCAAGGACAUAUUUUUCCUUUUGUCUUUUAUGUAUAUAAAAUAUAGUUUUGGUG